AUGCAUUCAUCUUCAUCUACUUCUCCAACACUAGAUCUCACUCCAAAUAGCUCUUCGAGUCAAAAUCAACAUCAACCUAUUCGAUCUCUUAAACACUCUCUUGAUCAUCAAGAUCAAUUGCAUCCUUCAUCCUUAUCGCUCUCAGCCGUCACUUUAUCUAAAGAUCAACCACCUAUUAAAAAAAAGCAAAAAUUGAUCCCAAAACCAGCUCUCGAACAACCAACAGAGAAACAUUCGAGUGUUUCAUCAAUUCCCAAAGAAAAGGAAAAAUCGAAAACCGAAAUUGCAUUCGUGGAUCUUAUGAGUGAAGAAGAAUCACUAGAUCUAAAUGGAAACCUUCUAUGUCAUUUGAAAUAUGAAACACAAAGAAAGACUUGCUUAGGUUUACCAGCUAGAUUAUCAAAGUAUAAAUGUUCAUCAUGUGUACAAAAAAAAGGGGGAUCUAUUUGUGCAUUCUUAAAUAUUAGAUCAUGGAUACAUUCAAAAGCGACAAAUGAAAUUCUUGGAGGACCAGUUUUUGAAGCGGAAAAUCAUACGGCAUCACAAAUUAGUUAUCGUUGUGCAAAAUUUCCUACUCAAUUUGAUCAAAUUCCUAGUAUAAAUCAAGUGGUUGAAUUGAGAAAAAUGGUGGGAAAAUCAUUAAAAACAGUUUUGGAAAGAGAAUUAAAUGAAUUUCAAAAUGAUGAUGGGCAAAGUGUGAAAUUUAUCGGAAGAAGGAUUGAUGUUUCGACUCGAUGCGAUUAUUGCUCAGCCACUUUGAUUGGAGUGGCGUGGAUGUGUGAAAGGUGUGGGCAUUUCAGUUGUAUAGAUUGUUUUGAUAUUUUGAAAUCGGUUUGUGAAGAUCAAUGUAAUGAACAAGAAGAUGCACGUAAACAAGAAGUAGUAGUAGAAGAUUAUAAUGAUAGGAAGCAAAAUGUUGUUAAGUUUCAUUCGAAAUGGAUUAAACGGCUCAGAUGUUGUGUGAAAUCGUUUGGAUCCACACACAAUCCUUCUCAUCAUAUAAAAAUCUCGCAUCUAACCGAAGGAGAAAUCUUAAAUUAUUUACAUGAAAUUGAUCAAACAUUUCAAUUAGAUUCAAGUACUACUACUCCUCCACCCACACCGUUUCCUCUCGAUACUUUCUUAUAUCAACCACCUGAUUCUGAGAGUGAUCCUUAUUAUAAAUUAGAUGUCGAUAUAAUUGAAACUCAUCGUGAGAUAUUCGAUCAAAUUUGGUCCUCUGGGAUCGCUUUGGUCGUCACAGGUAUGAAAAAUCGAAUGAAAAAGGAUUGGGUUCCUGAUUAUCUUCAAACAACAUACGGAGAAGAACAGUGUGAAAUGUUAGAUAGUAAUUUACCUCAUCGGGAUCCUGUCAAGACGAAAGUAGGAGACUUCUUUGAAAAGUUUGAAGACAUGAAUUCUCAAGACACAACCGUUUGGAAACUACGGGAUUGGCCACCUGAAGCAGAUUUUAAAAUCAGGUUUCCGGAGUUAUUUGAGGAUUUUCAAAGAGCCCUACCAAUCAGUGAACUUACCAAUCGAAAUGGAUUUAAAAAUUUAGCGGCCCACUUUCCUAAGAAUGCGAAUGUUCCUGAUAUUGGACCAAAGAAAUAUGGAUCAACUGCGCUUCAUAUGGAUGUAGCAGGUUUAGUUAUGAACACUUUAAUAUUAUUGAUUUUGGACCUCACAAAGAUUAUAAUUCAAUAUAUUCAAAUUUUCUUUGUAGAUGCGAUUAAUGUACAAACUUAUGCGAAACCCAACCAAGAAGGUUCGGAAGGAUGUGCUUUAUGGCAUUUGUAUCAUGCGAAUGAUACAGAGAAACUGCGUGAAUUUCUGUAUGAUCAUAAUGCUAAGAUAUUGGGGAUCUCAAUUGAAGAAGUCAAGAGUAAAUAUGAUGAUCCAAUUCAUACAACAAGAACCUAUCUUGAUGUUGAAAUGAGAAAAAAACUAUGGGAAGAGUAUGGAGUGAAAGGCUAUGAGAUUAGACAGGAACCUGGAGAAGCAGUAUUUGUUCCUGCUUAUACUGCACAUCAAGUUUGUAAUCUAGCAAACUGCAUCAAAGUGGCUGCGGAUUUUGUUUCACCGAUUUCAAUUGAAAGAUGCAUGAAACUGAAAGAUGAGUUUAGACAACAAUUACAUGAGAAUCAAAAGCCUUGGAAAGAAGAUCUUUUACAAAUCAAUCAAAUGUUACUUUAG
Melampsora larici-populina 98AG31 is the source of this 2175-nucleotide messenger RNA. RefSeq lists its product as uncharacterized. The transcript has 9 exons. The record is from RefSeq and is a predicted model, not a curated record. The coding region runs from base 1 to 2175 and encodes 724 amino acids. Gene Ontology annotation, cellular component: histone deacetylase complex; chromatin. Gene Ontology annotation, molecular function: histone H3K9 demethylase activity; chromatin DNA binding; transcription coregulator activity. Lineage: Eukaryota; Fungi; Basidiomycota; Pucciniomycetes; Pucciniales; Melampsoraceae. Gene Ontology annotation, biological process: regulation of transcription by RNA polymerase II.